Messenger RNA from Petromyzon marinus (sea lamprey), 1421 nucleotides. RefSeq names its product olfactory receptor 5H19-like. Lineage: Eukaryota; Metazoa; Chordata; Hyperoartia; Petromyzontiformes; Petromyzontidae. Gene Ontology annotation, biological process: G protein-coupled receptor signaling pathway; detection of chemical stimulus involved in sensory perception of smell. The record is from RefSeq and is a predicted model, not a curated record. Gene Ontology annotation, cellular component: membrane. Gene Ontology annotation, molecular function: G protein-coupled receptor activity; odorant binding; olfactory receptor activity.
CCACCAUCACACCAUCGCCGAUCUUCAUCUCUCACUCACGACCAUCCCAUUCAAUCACCACCACCACCACCACACCAUCGCCGAUCUUCAUCUCUCACUCACGACCAUCCCAUUCAAUCACCACCACCACCACCACACCAUCGCCGAUCUUCAUCUCUCACUCACGACCAUCCCAUUCAAUCACCACCACCACCACACCAUCGCCGAUAUUCAUCUCUCACUCACGACCAUCCCAUUCAAUCACCACCCACCAUCACCACCACUAAGCUUGAUCUUGAUCACCAUGGAGUCGAACUCAUCGUCAUCAUCACCAUCAUCACCGGACAUUCUGAUCGUGAUCGCCGGCCUGCUGCGAGAGCCGGCCGGCACGCGGCCGCUCGUCUUCACCGUCGUCCUCCUCCUCUACGCGGUGGCGCUCGUCGGCAACCUGCUGCUGUGCGCCGCCAUCUACCGCGACCCGCGCCUCCACAGGCCCAUGUUCAUCCUGCUCGCAAACCUGGCCAUCAGCGACGUCGUCGGCUGCUCCGCCACGCUGCCGCGCAUCAUGCGCGACCUGGCGGCGCCCAACCUCAUCACGGUGGGCGAGUGCGUCGCCCAGACCAUCGCCAUCCACUUCUACCGCGCCCUCGAGUGCUUCGUGCUCUCGGCGAUGGCCCUCGACCGCUACGCGGCCGUCUGCAGGCCCCUGCGCUACCACGGCGUGGCCACCAACGGGCGGGCCCUCGCCGCGGCCGCGGCGGCCGCGGCCGCCGCGGCCGCCGCCGUGGCGCCGAUGCUGGCGCUGCAGCUGCGGCUGGAGCUGAGCGAGUGCCCCCUGCGCAAGGCCAUCCCGUCGGCGUACUGCGACAUCAUGGGCCUCGUGCGCAUCUCGUGCAGCGACGGCAGCGCCAGCAACGCGUACGCCGUCGCGGUCGCCGCGGUGACCGUGGGCGGGUCGCUCGCGGUCGUGACCUUCUCCUACGCGAGCAUCGCCCACGAGUGCCUCGUCAAGCGGGGCCGGGUCGGCCACUCGGCGCCCCACGCCGCCUCGACCUCCGCGGGCGCCCAGAACCCGUCCACGCUCGCGGCCGGCUCGACCUCGGCCAAGCCCGGCGUCGCCGGCGUCGCCGCCGUCGCCGCCACGCGUCGCGACAAGGCCCUGCGCACGUGCGUCACCCACGUGCUGGUGCUCACCGUCUUCUACGCCCCGCUGCUCUUCGUCAUCAUCUACAACCGCGUGGACAAGCUCUUCCCAAUGCCCGACACGACCCGCUCGGCCCUCACGUGCCUCUUCUACACGGCGCCGCCCGCGCUCAACCCCGUCAUCUAUGGCCUGCGCACGGGCGCCAUCAGGCGCGCCGUGGUCGCGAUGGUGCCGCGCCACCGGCGCGCCAAGGGGGCCCAGAGCUCCACCCUGAGCCUGGUCCCCAGAUCUGUGUAAU